Molecule: messenger RNA, 1482 nt
Organism: Arvicanthis niloticus (Nile rat)
Lineage: Eukaryota; Metazoa; Chordata; Mammalia; Rodentia; Muridae
Source: RefSeq, a predicted model, not a curated record
AUGAGAUGCUUGCAGCGGCAAGCAGGGCUGCUGGCGACUAGCUGUGAGCUAGCAGCACACGGGUGGAAGAUAGCUUGUGCAGCCACACUCGCAGUGCGUGUGCAUGAAGUCACCUGUCUUCUAAGCCAACACUCCCGACCUCAGCAACACUCAUCAGGGCUCUGUGACCAAGCUGUAGGACCUCUCUUGCCCGUGUGUGGCUUGCCUCUUCAUUCAGUAAGACUGGCACCAGCAGAGAUGCAGACACAGAGGGUCCCAGGGAGGAAGCGUGGCCGGCCUCCACUUCACUCCACACGGGUGCAGAUGGCAGUUCAUAACCUUUAUUCUGCUUCAUCUGCCUCUGUGCCAGCAGUGACAAUCCCAAAGAAGAGAGGACGGAAACCCAGGUACAAGAUUAGGUCUCCGGUGCCCAUGACUCCCUUGGCCCUGUCACCUCCAAGGAGUACCCCAGAACCCGACCUCAGCUCCAUCCCUCAGGAUGCAGCCACUGUCCCCAGCUUGGUGGUCCCACAGGCUCUCACAGUGUGCCUCUACAUUAACAAACAGGCCGAUGCAGGGCCUUACCUGGAGAGGAGGAAGUUGCAGCAGCUUCCGGAGCGCCUGGGGCCAGAGCGGCCUGCGGCUGUCCUGCAGCAGGCGGUGCAAGCAUGUAUCGACUGUGCGCACCAGCCGAGGCUGGUCUUCUCCCUUGUCAAGCAGGGAUACCGUGGUGAGCUGGUGUCAGUCUCUGCUUCCUUUGAUGGAAAGCAGCACCUGAGGAGUCUGCCUGUGGUGAACAGUGUGGGCUACGUCCUCCGCUUCCUGACCAAACUGUGCCGCAGCCUCCUGUGUGACAACCUCUUCAGCCACCUGCCUUUUCCCGGGAGCAACGGUGCCUCUGAGAAGGCCCAGGAGAGAGAAGAUGGGAGGACUGAGUCAGCCAAGGUAGCCACUGCUGAAGAGUGUCUGGUAAACGCAGUGGGCAUGAACCGCUACACCGUAGAUGCCUCCUCCGCUGCCUUCAGCCACAGGGGAUCCGUGACCCACUCUUCCUCACUGUACUACAAGAGGCCAAGCUCUGGAGACAGCCACCUUGCUGGAGGCCCUGCCACCACCACCAGUGGUUCCCGUACCAACCCUGUGCCCUCUGGAGGUUCAUCCACACCUGGACUGAGGCUCCUGGCCUCCAGCCCCAAGGGGAACGGAACAGCCAUGGAAGGAAACAGAUGUGCCCCGAGCCCCUCUCCAGAGGGGCAGGAUACCAGACGACCAAGCAGCAGAAACCCUUCUACCUGGACUGUGGAGGACGUGGUCCGGUGGGUGAAGGAUGCUGAUCCCCAGGCCCUGGGGCCUCAUGUGGAGCUCUUCAGAAAGCAUGAGAUUGACGGCAAUGCCCUGUUGUUGCUGAGGAGUGACAUGGUCAUGAAAUACCUGGGACUGAAGCUGGGACCCGCGCUGAAACUCUGCUAUCACAUUGACAAACUGAAGCAAGCUAAGUUCUAA